Lytechinus pictus (painted urchin) is the source of this 3524-nucleotide messenger RNA. Its product is annotated as tripartite motif-containing protein 2-like. Gene Ontology annotation, molecular function: ubiquitin protein ligase activity; zinc ion binding. The record is from RefSeq and is a predicted model, not a curated record. The transcript is spliced from 2 exons. Bases 159 to 2117 code for a protein of 652 amino acids. NCBI's taxonomy places the organism in Eukaryota, Metazoa, Echinodermata, Echinoidea, Temnopleuroida, Toxopneustidae. Gene Ontology annotation, biological process: protein monoubiquitination.
GCACACGAUUCGGUACACACCACUAUUAUGAAUUGAUGUAGCCAAAAUAUCUAAUACUGCUGCUAUUAGACCCCGUAUAAUAUUAUUACUUCGAUCAAACUGAGAAACAUAUCGUUUUUAAUGGACAUAAGCAGAUUGAUUCUCAUAAAAAUCUAAUCAUGGCUGAAGCAUUAAAGACUGUCAUCUCCCAAAGUACAGAGUGUCCAGUGUGCCUUUCUACAUUCACCGAUCCCAAGAUCCUGUCUUGUUCUCACACUUUCUGCAAGACUUGCCUGGACAACCUAUUAGAGUGUCACGGUAACUCCCAGAUCCGAUGCCCUGUCUGCAGAGCUGUCACGCAGGUCCCAAACCAAGAUGUCGGCAAACUACAGGUAAAUAUUGCUUUGAAAAGUCUGAUAGAUGACAUCAAGGGCCAACCUCAGAUUUGCACAAAUUGUCAAUCCAAUGACACGCCCCAUGCUGAUGUCUACUGCCAAGACUGUGGCAGGUAUCUCUGCACAUCUUGUCUUAAUAAGCACUCUCAGUGGGAAGGCUUCAUCGGCCAUGACGUCAUUGCCAUGAGUGAGAUCUCACCAGGCAAGGUGUCUGUACGUAGAUACCGCAAAUGUAGGAAACAUCCGAAAGAAGAUGAGGGUUGCUUCUGUUCCAGCUGCAGGAGAUUCACAUGCUCAAGGUGUGUUGUUAUGGAACAUGAGGGAGAAGGACACAAGGUCAUCGAGGGAGCAGCUUAUGAGGACAAACGCAUGAAGGGUAUCAAAGAACUUAAAUCAAAGGUGAACAAGAAACGAUCAUGUUUUCAGAAGUACAUUGAUUUCAUGGAUGAAGAGAUGAAGAGUGUUGACAAUACUGAAAAACAGUGCACAAGUGACAUCAACGAAGCAUAUGAUGAUGCAGUCCGGCAGUUGUCAGAGAAGAGAGAAAGCCUACUAAGAGAAGUCAAGGAAACGACUGAAGGAGUAGAGACAGAACUGAAAAGUAUGAAGACCACGGCCCAGAAGCACAUCAAUCAGUUGACGAUCAUUACUGACAUGGUAACGAAAAGAACGAAGAUACCGUUAGAUAUGGAUACUCUCGCUGUACACGACACUCUGUGUGAAGAUUUACGAGAGGUGUUAGAUAAAGAUGAUCCUGACUAUGAGCAGCCGAGAAAAUCAAGCAAGAAGGGGAGAAGUGUAUUUAAGAGAAACAUUGGAAAGAAUGAGCUAGGCCUUGGCAAGAUUGUUAAUGUAGUUGGAAAAGAUGAGCUAAGUCUUGGUAAGAUUAUUCAUGUAGUGAAAAAAAUGAUAGUUAGUUUUUGUUUAGUUGGUCUUGGUAUGAUUGUUAACCUAGUCACAAAUGAAAAGAACGUCGUUUUGCCUACUUAUAAUAUUGCUGAUGUAAAGAACGUUUCUUUGCCAGUUAAGAAUCACAUGAAUGCCAUGGUUGGUACACAAGACGGUAGGAUGGCUGUAGGAUAUAGUACAGGUGGCAUCUCCAUCAUCUCCUCUAAUGGUCAGUUUCAGCAAACAGUUCUGAAGGAUGUUCACAUUUUUGGGGUAAGGUUCCUCUCUGAUGGUCGAUGUGUUGUGAUGGAUCACAUCAUCAGAUUAUACACACCAGAGUACACAAAAGUGAAUGUUAUUUUUAAGACUCUGAGUGUAGAUGAAGCUGGGAUUCCUAAUCUCAAUGUUGAUGCUGAUGAUCAGAUCUAUGUGAGCUACAGGAAAGCCAUGAAGAUCUUGGUAUUUUCAACAGCAGGUGGGCAAGCAGUCAGGGAGAUACCAUGCAACGGGUAUGUGCCACAUCAAAUCACUAGUUACCAUGGUUCUCUGAUCACUAAAUCACAUGACACUAUCAGAUUGAUAGACAAACAGGGUUCUGUACAACAUGAAUUAAAGAAACCUGGUAGUCUCCUUCACGCUGCUGUAUCUCAAGGGGGUACAAUCCUGAUAGCCAAGGUGAAGCAUGAUGAAGGUUUGGUGAGCAUUGACGAGUAUACAUAUGAGCUAAGGCAUAUCCGAAACCUUGUUAAUGAUCUCAAGAUUGAGAAGCCUGAGAGAGAUUGGUAUUACCUCCAGCAGUACCGAUCAGGAGAGAUCGCUUUCUGCACCCCGGAUAGACUCUAUAUAUUCUACUGAAAGUAUUGGAUGACAUCAACAUUGAUGCAUGAUAUCGCAAUAUCACAGAAGAUGGGGGGGGGGGGUGAUACUCAUUGAGUUUUCUGCCAGAGUAACCUGCUAUGAUAUAGAAACAGUUGUUUCUCGUUUUCUUACCCUUAAAUAACAUUUAGCUGCUUACAUUUUUUUUUAUUUUCAACUUUGCAUGUAUCAAGCAUCAUGUUUUUUUUAUGUGUAUCCUGUGUGGGGAAAAUUCUCCUACUUGAAUAUCAGACAUAAUGUUAUUAGAUAUUUAAUGAGAAAUCAAAUGAUUCUCGAUCCAUAUAAAUGUGUAUAAUAUUUGACUAUAGUAAUGAUCAUAGUGGUAGUGAUAUAUCAACCAUUCUUAUUAAAAGAGUGUAUAUUAUGCUAUACUGUUUGUGCGCGUAUACUUGUAUUCUUAUAAGUAUACAUGUAUCGUUAUCCUAUGCUAUUAUUCUAUCUAGGCAUGAUUAAAUGAUUAAAUGUGUAAAUAUACAAAUAUUACCUGAGGAAUUGAGGGAUUAUGAUAUGUAGAUAGUAAUGACUAUGGAGGCAGUUGCAUUUUUACCAUUGCUUUAUUAAAGAGUGUGUAAACUGUUUCUGUGCUUGUAUUUUUAUGCAUAGAUUGGAAUAUAUCGUGAUUUUAUGUUAUAAAUAAUAUAGGAUUUGUAUAGCACACGUAUCCACCUUUCUAGGUGCUCAAUUCGCCCCUACAUUGUAUACGUUAUGAAUCUAGACAUGAUUAUAAUGAGUAAAUAUAUAUGCAUAUAUUAUCUUCAUCUGAUACGGAAAUGGUCGGAUCUAAACUCCUCGAUAUUUUUCGAAGUAGGUCAGUUUCAAAAUGCAAUUAUAUGGAAUAACUUGAAUGUGAAACACACAAUGAAAAUAUUGCCGGCAUUUCAGGAAAUAGCGCGAAAAUGCAGAAAAAAAACAGCGUCAAUGGACCUCAAUUUUUAUUUGAGUUUUGCUAUUAUCAAGCAUCAUCUUCAUCAUGUUUAUCCCAUGUGAGGGAAUUUAUAGUUCUUGUAUUUUAGACGUGAUGUUAUAUUAGACAUUUCAUGGAAAAUCGAAUGAUCCUCUGUUCCUAUACAUGUACAUGAUAUUUGACUAGUAAUGACUAUGGUGGCAGUGAGGUUUUUAUCAUUGAUAUUAAAGAGUGUGUUUAACUGUUUGUGCGCGUAUUUUUAUGCACAAAGUGGAAUAUAUGUUAUUACAUGCUAUUAUUCUAUCUAGACAUGAUUAUGAUAUGUAGAUAUAUAUAUAUAUUUCCUUCAUCUGAUACGGAAGUGCAUUGUCUGAUCUACACUCCUCUAUAUUUUUUGAAGUAGUUCAAAAUGAAAAAGCAAUUAUAUGGAAUAACUCGAAUAUGAAACACUAUUAAAAAAAUUAUUGUAUUUCAGAAAAUGU